Lolium rigidum is the source of this 1467-nucleotide messenger RNA. RefSeq names its product oryzalexin D synthase-like. The record is from RefSeq and is a predicted model, not a curated record. The transcript has a single exon. Bases 1 to 1467 code for a protein of 488 amino acids. Gene Ontology annotation, molecular function: oxidoreductase activity, acting on paired donors, with incorporation or reduction of molecular oxygen; iron ion binding; monooxygenase activity. Lineage: Eukaryota; Viridiplantae; Streptophyta; Magnoliopsida; Poales; Poaceae.
AUGGCGCCUGAGCUGUACCUUGUUUGCAUAGCAAUCCUGGCGGUGCCACUGCUAUGCUACGUGGUAACUUACACGAGAAGAGAUGCCCGGCGGUGGCCGCCAGGCCCCAGGCCGCGGCCCAUCAUUGGCAACCUCCUCGACCUGCGCGGCGGCAACCUCCACCACAACCUCGCCCGCCUGGCAAGCGCCCAUGGCCCCGUGAUGACGCUGAAGCUCGGCGUCGUUAGAACCGUAAUCGUGUCCUCCAGGGACGCGGCGUGGGAGGCGUUUUCCAUGCACGACCGGCGCAUCGCGGCGCGCACCGUCCCUGACACGAGGCGCGCCGUGGCGCACGCCGAACGCUCCAUGGUGUGGCUGCCGAGCUCUGACCCGCUGUGGAAGACGCUCCGUAGCAUUGCCGCCAGGCACAUCUUCUCCCCACGCAGCCUCGAGGUGGCGCAGGGCGUCCGGGAGCGCGCCGUGCACAACACGCUUAGCACCUUCCGCCGCCGGGCCGGCCAGGAGGUCGACAUCGGCCACGUUUUGUACCACGGCGUGUUCGACCUACUGACCACCACGCUCUUCUCCGUCGACGGCCAGGAUAAGUUGAGGGACGUUCUGGAGGAAAUCGUGGCGCUCCUCUCCGAGCCCAACAUGUCGGACUUCUACCCGUUGCUCCGUGUGCUGGACCUGCAGGGCCUUCGCCGCUGGACGGCCACGCGCAUGAACCGUGUCUUGGAUGUGCUGGAGAAGAUCAUCGACACUCGGCUGGGCGAGGGCAAGCAUCAUCCGGACGUCCUAGGCGCGCUUCUAGAGCUGAUGACCACUGGCAAGCUGAGCCGCCGCAACGUGAAGACCAUGCUGUUCGACAUCCUGGCGGCGGGCACGGAGACGACCAAGAUCACGGUGGAGUGGGCGAUGGCGGAGCUUCUGCGGAACCCAGGCGCGAUGGCGGCAGUGCGCGCUGAGAUGAAGGAGGCACUCCCACAGCAGAGAAUGAUCACGGAGGCGGACGUGGCGAAGCUGCCGUACCUGCAGGCCGCGGUGAAGGAGUCUAUGCGGCUCCACCCCGUGGCGCCGCUGCUGCUGCCGCACCUGGUGGUGGAGGAUGGCGUGGUGAUAGGCGGCUACGCAGUACCCAAGGGUGCCACUGUCAUCUUCAACUCGUGGUCCAUCAUGCGUGACCCCGCGGUAUGGGAGAUGCCCGAGGAGUUCGUGCCGGAGCGUUUUCUGGGGAAAAUGGAGCUCGGCAUGUCGGGGAAGGACGUCAAGUUCAUCCCGCUGGGCGCCGGACGGAGGCUGUGCCCUGCAUUGCCCAUGGUGGAGGUCCUCGUGCCCUUCAUGCUGGCGUCCAUGCUGCAUGCCUUGGAGUGGCGGCUGCCCCAGGGCAUGUCACCUGACCAGGUGGACGUCACCGAGAAGUAUACAAGCAACGACAUCCUCGUUAUGGAUGUGCCUCUGAAGGUUGUGCCCAUGGUCGCAACCUAG